This is a messenger RNA of Equus caballus (horse), 1216 nucleotides long. RefSeq names its product DDB1 and CUL4 associated factor 12-like 2. Gene Ontology annotation, molecular function: protein binding. NCBI's taxonomy places the organism in Eukaryota, Metazoa, Chordata, Mammalia, Perissodactyla, Equidae. The record is from RefSeq and is marked inferred. Gene Ontology annotation, cellular component: Cul4-RING E3 ubiquitin ligase complex.
GGCCGCGGUGGGCGCGCGGCCGCGCCGCUCCUGGGCUUGAGGGCAGCUGCGCGGCUACGCGGUGCAGAAGCUGCCCGAGCUGCUGCGGGAGCGCGAGCUGGCCCUGGGCACCCUCAACAAGGUGUUCGCGUCGCAGUGGCUGAACGCCAGGCAGGUGGUGUGCGGCACCAAGUGCAACACGCUCUUCGUGGUGGACGUGCAGUCGGGCCAGAUCACGCGCAUCCCCCUCAUGCGGGACCGGGAACCCGGGCCGGCUCGGGCCCAGCCGAGCUGCGGCAUCCACGCCAUCGAGUUGAAUCCCUCCAAGACGCUUCUGGCCACGGGGGGCGAGAACCCCAACAGUCUGGCUGUCUACCAGCUGCCCACCCUGGACCCCGUGUGCCUGGGCGACCGCCUCGGCCACAGGGACUGGAUCUUCGCCAUCGCCUGGAUAAGCGACACCGUGGUCGUGAGCGGUUCCCGCGAUGGCACCGUGGCUCUGUGGCGGAUGGACCCCGACAUAUUCAAUGGCAGCAUCGCCUGGCACAAUGACGCGGGGCUCCCCGUGUACGCCCACAUCCGUCCAAGGGACUUGGAGACCAUCCCCAGGGCCAACACCAACCCCAGUAACCGCAAGGUACGGGCCCUGGCUUUUAAUCGCAAGAACCAGGAGCUGGGAGCGGUGUCCCUGGACGGCUACUUCCACCUGUGGAAAGCCCGGAGCACCCUGUCCAGGCUGCUGUCCAUCAGGCUGCCCUACUGCCGAGAGAACGUGUGCCUAACCUACUGCGACGAGUUGUCCCUGUACGCGGUGGGCUCCCAAUCCCACGUCUCCUUCCUGGAUCUGCGCCAUGGUCACCAAAACAUCCGGCCCCUGUGCUCUCGAGAGGGCGGCACGGGCGUGCGCUCGCUGAGCUUCUACCAGCACAUCGUCACCGUGGGCACGGGCCACGGCUCCCUGCUCUUCUAUGACGUCAGAGCCCAGAAGUUCCUGGAGGAGAAGGCCUUGGCCAGCCCGGACUCCUCUCCCGGGCCCGCAGCGAGGAAGCUCAAGCUCACCUGUGGCAGAGGCUGGCUCAACCACGAUGACCUGUGGGUGAACUACUUUGGCGGCGUAGGCGAGUUCCCCAACGCGCUCUACACCCACUGCUACAACUGGCCUGAGAUGAAGCUCUUCGUGGCUGGGGGCCCUCUCCCUUCAGGCCUCCAUGGGAACUACGCAGGCCUCUGGAGCUAA